Molecule: messenger RNA, 1982 nt
Organism: Mya arenaria
Lineage: Eukaryota; Metazoa; Mollusca; Bivalvia; Myida; Myidae
Exons: 4
Coding region: 142-720 (192 amino acids)
Source: RefSeq, a predicted model, not a curated record
GUCUUGGCGGUGAUAGCACUUGAACACAGCAGGACUGAAGUCAUAUUGAAAUAUUGACAUGAUUUGACAGUAUCAAUAUUUGACGCUGAGAGUCAGUUACACUUUGGAAACAAAUAUUUUAAUCAAGUGACUUCUACAGACAUGCAUUCCAUAAUGUCGCUGCCAUUUGCGGUAAUGAACUACCUUCUGCUCACAUCCGGUGCGUUUGCAGAUAUUGAUGACGUCAACUUUCGUGGGUACCUUGAUUCCGCCGCGAAAACUCGGUUUCCCAGACGAAUUCGAUUUAAAGACAAUUUUGCUCCCGGUUUUGGUAAAAGAUUUUCGCCAAUGCUUGGAGGAGGCUGGAAGAAGUUUCGUCAGCUUCAGCAAAAUCAACAACAACUUGGUGAAGAAUCCUUCCCUACCAACGACAUGGACACACCUUAUACAGUUAAUCAAAGGGUCAACGAAGAAUUGACGAAUGAAAUCAACGACCUAAUGAGACAUAGGUACUUCAUGACCCCAGUGCCUAAGACCAACGAAGAAGUUGAUAGAAUCUAUGACGCUUUGCGAAACGAAAAAGACCCCUUUGACAAUGAUUCCAACGAAAAUAGCAUCGGUCAGGAUUGGAAUGUAGAUAACUUGGACACAGACACUGCGAAGUCUCCCAUGGCUCUGAAAAGCAUGAUAAUGAACAAGAUGAUCAGAAAUCUGCUUCAGAACAAGGAAAGUCGACAGUAGAAGCCUGUCUUCAGAUUAUUAUUGUGCACCCUGGAAAUUUUGGAAAAGGCUUGUCAAAUGACGUACGUCAUCACUUAUAAAUGCAAAAGACAUUUGAUGAAGGAACGAGGGCCAUCAGUGUUAAUAUGUUGUGGCAAAUCAUAAUCGUUGAUCUUUUAAAUCUCUUACGUUUUAUAUUUUACAAUGUAAACUUUGCAUCAAUUAUAAUCCAUUUCCAUUCAUUUAAAUGCUUUGCAUUACGUAAUUGUUAAAUAUUGUUAGUAUGCAUUUGCAAAAAUAAAAGUACUGACUAACAAUCUUAAUGUUUUAGUGGUCUACAUUAUAUUGUGUAAACUACCCACUAACUCGGCAAGCUAAUGUUAAUAAUAUCUACCGAUAUACCUGAUUAAAAUCAAUAACAGCUGAUCUGCUGAUUUACUGAUAUAAAUGUAUCGGAAGACUUUAAGUGACACUCUUCAAAAUCAUUGCAUACACAUGUAUAACCAAUAUCAUUUUUGACUGAUAAACCUUUAACUACUUACUAAAUAAUGCAUUUAGGGAAAAUUUUAAUUACUGAUAACAAGAUUGUAACCGUGUAUUUAAUAGCAGAAUGCACAAAAAUAUUAAAUGAUUGGUGAAUGAUAACUGUGGUCUACUAUAGUCUCAUAAGGUAGAAAUACCGUGUUUUAUGCUCAUUUCUUUUCAAUUAAUCUCGAUAUCCUUCAUAAGAAUCAUUUUUUUCGACAUUUCUUCAUCUUGUUUGGAAUAUUAAAACAAUAUUAUCAAUUAUGGUUAAUCUUAUUUGGGAGUAAUAGUGCAUCUUUAAGAAAUAAGGCCAACUCAUUGAACAAAAAGAUAAAGUGACCACUAAAGUUGGAAAUAAAUUCGAGAUAAUUUCGAUUGUAUUUUUACAGUGUAAUAAAAAAAAAUGUUAAUCAGUAUGUGGGUAAGGGCUAAUCCAAUUUGUAAACGAUUUUAAAAUUGACACUUAUCCCUUUUUGCAAAGAAAUAGUUUUUAGCUUGCGUCACUUGUAUAUAUUUUUUUGUCAAUAAAAUGACCCCAAAACUUGAUAUUGUGAAAACUGUUCUACACAAAUUCCUGAAUUACAAUCGUUGAAAACGGACCCAAAAACUGUAAAUAAGCCGUGUUUAGAAAACCUACUUUAACGAUCUAUGGUUUUUAAUGCCGUGAUAAAAAAACCUGCAACAAUUGUUAACUGACAUUGCUUAAAAUAGUUGUGUUCGAUUCUUGUUUUUGGUGUUUUGAAAAUCUAAUAAAAAAA